Molecule: messenger RNA, 2869 nt
Organism: Bufo gargarizans (Asiatic toad)
Lineage: Eukaryota; Metazoa; Chordata; Amphibia; Anura; Bufonidae
Gene: NME3
Product: NME/NM23 nucleoside diphosphate kinase 3
Exons: 5
Coding region: 49-558 (169 amino acids)
Biological process (GO): GTP biosynthetic process; UTP biosynthetic process; CTP biosynthetic process
Molecular function (GO): nucleoside diphosphate kinase activity
Source: RefSeq, a predicted model, not a curated record
CCGGCCUUGGUGACGUGCGCGGCCCCGCCUCCCUCUCCUGCUCUCGCCAUGAUCUGCUUGGUGCUGACCGUCUUCGCGCACAUUUUCCCCGCCGCCUGGACGGGGAUUAACGAGCGCACCUUCUUAGCCAUAAAGCCCGAUGGCUAUCAGCGGCGCCUGGUUGGCGAGAUCAUCAGACGUUUCGAGAAGAAGGGCUUCCAGCUGGUCGCCAUGAAAUUAAUGCAGGCGUCGGAGACUCUCUUGAAGGAUCAUUACGUCGCUCUGCGGGACCGUCCGUUCUAUGAUCGCCUGGUGAAGUAUAUGGGCUCCGGACCUGUGGUGGCCAUGGUCUGGCAGGGCCUGGACGUGGUGAAGACUGCCCGCCUGAUGCUUGGCGAGACCAAUCCAGCCGACUCAUUGCCGGGCACCAUUCGCGGAGAUUUCUGUGUGGACGUCAGCAGGAACGUGAUCCAUGGCAGCGACUCCAGAGAGAGCGCGCAGCGCGAGAUUUCUCUCUGGUUCAGACCCGACGAGAUUGUCUGCUGGCAGGACCACGCCGAGAGCUGGAUCUACGAGUAAACUGAGUGCGGAGCUGUUUCAUAUUACCAAGGGCUUUUUCUGUUAGGAUCAAAUCUAAGGGUUCCGUUACACGUGAAGCGUUCCUUCCCGGCAAUCGCCUGCACGCUAGCGGGGGAGACCGCUGCUAUUACAUGCAGCAAUCUCCUCCUUAGUAUGGGGAAGAGGGAUCGCUAAUGCCAUCGCUCAUCCUCAUCCUGAAUCAUUGUUUGCCGGCAGCAGAUGGUAAUUAUACAGCACGAUCUGCCGCCAACAACCAAGGAUUUUUAAACCUUCUAAAGAUUACAUUUUACCCCAUGAAAGAAUGUUUGCUCGUUCAUCUGGUAAUCAUCGGCAGUAUUACACUGCCAGAUCAUUGCUAACGAGCGUUACUAUGAAUCUUCACGAUUAUCUUCUAGUGUGAUAGGGUCUUAAGGGGGGAAAACAUGAAUGUAAGGGGUAUCAGAUUAGGCAACGUUUACCCCGGGGCAUUUAUUCUGAGUUCCGUCCACAAAGCACUUAUAUCUUAUGUGUCCCCUGAUUGGUAUUGAGUCUUGGUCAAUCUUAAGUGCGCCGUCACUCUCUUGGGGAAAAUAUGAAAUAGGGCCGUGGGCAUAAGGCCUCACUCAGGCGGCCAUAUUGCACCUCUGUAGUAUUUUGGCUGUAGCACUCGGACUCCCUGAGGUUCUGCUGAAGUGAACAGAGCAUGAGUCAGCAGGAUCAGAUCAAACCUGCUGCCUGGUAGUGUUGAUCCUGCUGAUUAAAAUAAUACCUUUCUUUAAAAUCCAUGUCUACGUUUAUGAGGAGGGUUUAGUGCACCAAGGGGUGUGUCCUGCCCCCUCCACACGCCUCAGCCCCUCCGCUACUCCCCAAUCUUCAUGCCAGGCAACCCCUAUCUUUCCUGGCCCUGUAAUACUGCGCACGCGCCAUUGACUCUUAAAGCAUGUGCAGCUAGGGUCUCGGCGUUGGAAUAAGCCGACCAGUGUAUGGUGCAUUUGCCAAUUGAUAGUUCAGGAGGACAGAAGACUUUAACAAGAGGUAUCUGUUUAAUUAGCAACAUCAACCCUAUUGGGCUGUAUGUCUGGUUUGAUGGGGUUGAUCCUGCUGACUAGAUGUUAUUUUUUUUUUAAGGCGUCCUAUAUCCCUGUGGUUCCAUAAGUUCAGUUCAUUAGAAUCGUGAGAGGAGUCUGAAUGUUACCACCAAAUGAUGGGCCCCCAGUCAUGAGGCAUAAGCCGUUCUUGUGUAAAGCAGCACGGGUGAGCAGCCACGUUCAUCACGUGGAAGGGGUGGUGGUAGGCAGCAGUACAACUUCACACAAGAAGUUAGCUGCUAUAUUCGUUUUCUUUUAAGAUGCAUUAAAGGGUCCUAUACAUCUAGAUACGCCCCACUGCCCAUUUCCCUCCAUGAGGCUGGAGGUGUCUUUUAACCCUUCAAAUAUCUAGCGAUAUGGGAUAAGUUAAGUCCUCCAGGUCUCCCUAUCCGGCCCCCCCCCCAUAUGCCCUAAUUGACAGCCCCAUCCUUGUCCCACGUCUUUAGCAUCCACACCGCCUGUGCCCAGCGUGUGCGCACUACGCUUUCUGCCAUAGGUAAUGACCCCGAGGACAUACUGUGUGUGCGCCAGUUUUCUAGGUGGUUACCAGGUAGAAAUAGGCUGGUGCUGUUAGUCACGGCAAAAAGAGAGCAGUUGCCCAGAUGGGCACUGCUGCUGCGGCCACAUGUCUUUGCACUGAAUGGACACCUAGGUAAUAUGUCUGGGGGUCGAUUUUAUUUUUUUGGCUUACUCCCUAAUGAUGUUUACAGCGGGAUUAUAUCUCAUCCCCUACUUGAAUGUCGCUGUCCUCCCAGCCAGACUGACUGCAGUAACGGCCGCACAGGCCUGAUCACUACCAUUGUCUUGAUUUUAUAUUUUUAAAUCCUCCUCUUCACUCUUAGGGUAACGCUUGAAUGUAUUAGUUUUGUAGAACCUCCAUAUUAUCUUGCUGCUCGCCGCAGUCAGGGUAAGCUGAGAGCCCCAGAUCCAUGGGUUGUCACCAUCAUUUAUAAGCCAACAGCAAGGCUGUAUGUCAGUGUCAUCCUGGGCAAAAUGUCAAAUUCUGCCUGCGCAUCGGCCCUUUUGAAACCUGCCACUCCCGUAAAAGUUUUGCAUCCCUUUAAGGCCGAAUGCACACGGCUGUGAGCGAUCCGUGGAACCACGGGCUGGAUUCCUGCUGAGAGCAGGAGCGCAUGCCUUCCGUGGUUGCUAUGACGCCGUGCGCUCCCUGCUGCCGCCGCAAUACAGUAAUACACUGGUGCAUUCGGCCUAAGUAGUUGUACAGAAAAAAUGGCUACUUUCUU